Messenger RNA from Phoenix dactylifera (date palm), 6615 nucleotides. RefSeq names its product autophagy-related protein 2-like. Gene Ontology annotation, molecular function: protein-membrane adaptor activity; phosphatidylinositol-3-phosphate binding. Gene Ontology annotation, biological process: autophagosome assembly; reticulophagy; glycophagy. Gene Ontology annotation, cellular component: phagophore assembly site; phagophore. NCBI's taxonomy places the organism in Eukaryota, Viridiplantae, Streptophyta, Magnoliopsida, Arecales, Arecaceae. The record is from RefSeq and is a predicted model, not a curated record.
GCCACCUUCGGCCUCGACAUACGCCUGCUCCUCCUCGCGUUCGAUGGAGGGAAGUGGUGCCUCCUCCGCCCUCGACGUCGACGAAUUCCGCGAACUCUAACCCUAGCCUCGGGUUCUUGAGAUCGAGAGGGAGAGAAGAUGUUCUCCCGGUGGGAUUUAUUUCGGGCGACGGCGAUCAAGCGCGUGUGCAAGUUCCUAUUGAAGAAGAAAUUGGGGGAGUUCAUCUUGGGGGACAUCGACCUCGACCAGCUCGACGUCCAGCUGAGGGAUGGCACGAUCCACCUCUCCGACCUCGCCCUCAAUGUCGAUUUCCUCAACCAAAAGUUGGCCGGGGCAGCCGUUCUGGUGAAAGAAGGAUCUAUUAAAUCCCUAUCAAUUAAAAUUCCAUGGAGGCGAAAAAACUGUCAGAUCGAAGUGGAAGUACUUGAGCUUGUCCUUGCACCAUUUGUCCAGAGAAAUACUUCUCCAAAUGACGCUGAUUCUUGGAUGCCUAGUCAUGAUGAAGAACAACAUAUGUACAGUGAUUCAGAGAAGAUUGAGAUGGGAACACUCCAGGAAAACUCUGGUGCUAUUUCUCAAGAUGUUCAUGAAGGAGUUAAGACAAUUGCUAAGAUUGUGAAAUGGUUCCUUACAAGCUUUCAUGUAAGAUUAAAUGAAAUUUUUGUUGCAUUUGAUCCUCAUUCAGAUGUGGAAGAAAGGGCUUCAGCAUUCCACAGAUCCCUGGUUCUCCGAGUUAAAGAGUUAGAUUUUGGAACAUUUGUUUGCGAAGAUGCUAAGGCUAAGUUGACUAAUUUUGUAAAAUUUCAAGAAGCAGUCAUUGAGUUUCUUCAGAUGGAAGAUGUUGAUAAUUCUCCCCAGCUUCAUAGUGGUUCAGAAACAGGGUUUGGUGAAAAAUAUGCAGGGCAAAGUACUAUUACAAUCUUGACUGGGCCAAGUGGUGGCUUCUCAGGGACGCUGAACUUAAGCAUACCAUGGGAAAAUGGAUCACUGGAUAUUCAUAAAGUUGAUGCAGAUGUCUCAGUUGAAUCUGUGGAACUGAGGGUACAACCCAGCAGUAUCAAGUGGGUCAUAGGCAUAUGGGAAUCCCUCACGAAUGUUGGCACCGCUCGAUGGAGUAAUAUUCAUAAGCCUGGAGAUUCAUCUGAUCAAAACUCUAGACAUAAUGUCUGUUCAUCUACAUUAGGUUCUUCUAUAGCAGAUCCAGGUAAAGUCACACCAAGCAGUGGAAUCUAUCCAGAAGACACAUUUCCUGCAAUCAAUCAAGAGAGAGUUCCAGAUGCUUUUCUUACAAGGGCACAUGUGAUUCAUGACUGGGUUCCAGAAUCCAUUAACCAUGAAGACCGAACUGAUUUGGAGCCAGAUUAUGGUGCAAGUAUUGAUGAGUUUUUUGAAUGUUUUGAUGGAAUGAGGAGCUACCAGGCAAAUUCAGGAAGUAGUGGAAUAUGGAACUGGACUUGUUCGGUUUUCAGUGCAAUAAGUGUUGCAUCUAAUCUUGCUGCUGGAUCAGGACAUGUUCCUGAAGAACAAAAUGUUGAGACUAAUUUACGAGCUACUAUUGAUGAGAUUUCUAUUGUUCUUUCUUUCAUGGAUGAAGAUCAGACACAGUCAUAUGAUUCCAGCAAUAUAUUCAACUCAUUAUUAAAUGGCCUAAGCCCUGAUUCUUACAUGAGCUGUCACUCAUCAAUGAAUAUUGAGCAGUCAACCAUGACUGAAGUUAAUUCUGUGAAAAUACACCAUCUUGAAGCAAGGUGCCAGCAUUUGGCUCUUGAUUUGCAGACUUAUCCUCAAAACAUGAAGUUUGGAGCAUCACUUGGACAUAUUUCAACUGACGAGUACUAUGAUACUAGGAACCAUGCUGAGGGAUCUAGCUUCCUUGAUUACAAGAAUGAUUCCUAUUACCAAAUGCUUUUAAAUAAGCAUUUGCAGGAACAAGUUCAAGGUGCUCUCCCACCAUAUCCUUUUUCUGCUCAAGACCAUGAUUCAGAAUCUUAUGUCAGUAAUUGCAGGAAUGGAUUGAUCAAGAUUAAAUUGUUAGAAUCUUUUGGCAAAUGCAGCUGUCAAUAUACUGUCAGUGCCACAGGUUUAGAUGGCAAGCCAAAAGCAUCAACAUCUUUCUCUGUUCAUCUGCCACCAUGUGUAUUGUGGGUUCACUUUCCAUUAGUAAAUAUGCUGCUUAAUCUCUUUAAACAAGUUGAAUACUCAUUUAAUAAAAGCAGCAUGAACAAAGAUUUUGUGACUGAUGUGACGUCUGAAAGGCAUAAUUCUUCGUCUCUUGAUGAUGCUGAAAGUGGCCAUAUUUCUUGCAUAACAACUAUGUCUCAAAGAGCAAGUCUGGAAGGGAAUAUAGUCCUUCCCCAGACAAGGAUCAUAGUGUGCUUUCCUUCUGAACAUUAUGGAGCCUUCCGACAUUCAGCCUCUUUGGAUAAGUUCAUUGUUAUUGACCAUUCUUCGAGUGUGGGAGAUGUUUCAGAUGUCUGUCAACUUCCAAAUGGAAGUUCUCCAAAUGACAAUUCCUGUACACCUUCCAUUUCUGUCCAUCUAAAUAUGGGAAAGUUUGACAUUUACUUGGUUAAAUCUUCAAGCGAAAAUGCUUUGGGUGAUAAAUUCCAUGCCUUAGACAAGCAAUACUUUUCUGCUGAGAAGAUUCUCUCUGUCACCAACAGAUCAAAUGACUAUCAUUCUGGAAUUACUAUGCUCUGGCAGAAGGGUCUUGUGACUGGUCCUUGGAUGGCAAGCAGAACUUGGAGUUUGUCCAAUUUGCAUGAUCAACAUAGGAACAAAGUUGUUGGAAAAGGAGCUGAGUAUUCCUCCGUGACAACUGCAGAAGACUUUGAGGAGACAAGUUCAAGUAUUCGUCAAGAGCUGAUUCUGAGUUCUGCAUUUUUAUUUCAUUUUAAGUUUUCUUGUAUUUGUGUCAGUAUUGGUAGCCAUGAUUAUAAAUUGCUGAAUCAGCUGCUUAAUUAUCUGUUGGAUGAGUUGUCUAGUGGAGCACAUGGAAUGGACACUAACUACGAGGAGACCAAGAACAAGAAAUUGUCCCCGACUGACUGUUAUGCAUCCCAAACAUCUAUUCAUUUGGAAUGUGAUCUCCUGGACAUUUGCAUUACCCUAGAUGAAGUAGUAGUGGUCAGUCGCUUAAUACAGAAGGAACUACCGGGCUCAUGGAAAAGCCUUAAACUGAAAGUUAAGAAGUUUGAGUUGCUGUCUGCAUCAAAUAUUGGUGGAAUUAGUGAAGCAAAGUUUUCAUGGCUUAACCAUGGUGAGGGUGAAUUGUGGGGUUCUAUCUUUGAUAGGAAUGCGAAAGCUUCUGAACUAACUCAAGAUUUUCUUCUAGUCACCUGUAGAAACUCUGCAUUCAGAAGGGGUGCUGGUGAAGGUACUAAUGCAUUAUCUUUUGGCUCUGCUGGUACUACUGUUACGCACAUCCGGAAUCCACAGUCAUGUCAAAGCUCCACAUCUAUAAUUGUUCGUAGUGGGACAGUAGUUGCUCCUGGUGGCCGCUUGGAUUGGGUCAGUGCGAUAUGCUUAUAUUUUAGUAUGCCUUAUCAAGAGAAUGAACAAUCAGGCAAUAGUAAAGCAUCAGUUAAUGGUGCUGCUUCUGAAAUAUUGUUCUUUCUUGAUUUGGUGGAUGUUGCUUUGAGUUAUGAGCCCCACAGCAAAGAUCCCCUAGUUGAUAAUGGAGUUCCUGAUGGAGAGCAUAGUUGUGCUAUUGAAUCCAAUGAAGAGACAGACAGACAAUAUGUGGGAUGCCUUUUAGCUGCAGCAUCAUUUAGCCUUUCUAAUCACACCAAGGCAAACUUGUCCGCUGUUGAUUACAAUAUCCAACUGCAAGAUGCAGGACUUCUUAUCUGUGAAUCGACUGGCCCAAGAAAUGACAGUGGUGAUUAUCAUGUAGGUCUUCUGCAAGAGAUUGGGUAUGUUAAAGUUGCCCAGGUUUCUCUUGUUGAGGGUAUUCUUAGAAUUAAAGGCCUUCUUUGGGAAAUUGAAUGUUCAGAAUCACAUAUCUGUCUGGAUACCUGCCAUGACACAACUUUUGGUCUUGUUCAUUUGGUUGCUCAACUUCAACAGCUUUAUACACCUGAUGUGGAGGAUGCUGUAAUGCAUUUGCAAUCUAGGUGGAAUACUAUUCAACAAGCUCAAAAGGAUCACAAUUCAAAUGAUGUGGCAGAUAACUCAGAAAGCCCUGAUGUUGGAUUGAACUCUGAGAAGAGUUCACCAACUAGUGAUGAAGACCAUACAUCUGUUGGACUGCUGGAUGAGAUACUUGAGAAUGCUUUUCAUAUUCGUGAAGAAUGCAAAUCUCCAUCCGGUCAUCAUGAAAUGCAUUCUCAUGUUUCACUUGAUGAGUGCAUGCUUGGAGAUAGGUUUAAGUUGAACGUAAACAACUCUGCAGCUGGUGAUGCUUCUGCUCUGAAUCGUCCUUUGGAUGGUUCAUCAUUUGGUCCAGGAAUGGGAAACACUCAGCAACCAUCUGUGCAUAAACCAUGCUCACCUCAACUUAUUGAAGGCUAUUAUACAUCUGACUUACUUCAGUCAUCAGCGUUAACUGCAGGCCAUCAUUCACCUAAAGAAGGUCACAAAUUUAGAUUAGUCGAUACUUCUCAUCGGAACAUGGAAUGUGGAAAGGGUGGUUGGUACAAGGACAGUACUCUAAUGAUAGUAGAGAACCAUAUUUCAGAAAUAUUUAAUCAGCCAGAAGGCGAACAACAUGAAGAAGGGGAAUUUACUUCGAGGAACUCUGAUCCUGCUGAGUACUGUAUUCCGAAAGGAAGGAUACUUCUUAGAAAUAUUGAUGUGAGAUGGAGAAUGUAUGCUGGCAUUGACUGGACUAAACCAACGAAUAAUUCUUACAAUAGGUUGACAAUAAAUGGAAGAGAUGGAAGUGUUUGCCUAGAAUUUACUUUGUCAGGGUUGAAUCUUCAAUAUGACAUGUAUCCUGACGGGGAAAUUAACAUAUCAAAGCUUUCGAUUUCUGUUCAGGACUUUCAUCUUCAUGAUAUGAGCAGAGAUGCUCCUUGGAAGAUGGUUUUGGGUUAUUACCAUUCAAAAGAUCAUCCAAGAGAAUCCUGUGCCAAAGCAUUUAACUUAGGGUUAGAAGCGGUUAGACCAGACGCAUCAACUCCUCUGGAGGACUACAGGUUACAUCUCGAGUUUCUGCCUAUGCGGCUGCAUCUUGAUCAAGACCAACUCAACUUCCUUAUCAGCUUCUUUGUUAAGGAUUCCUUUGUUGAUGAGACUCGUAGUCCGCCUAAUAAUUCAAGUGAGUCUGAAAUGACAGGGAGAAAAAGCAGGAGCUUUGGGAGCCAAACUAUUGUGAAGGAGGCGUUACUUCCUUUCUUUCAGAAAUGUGAUGUGAAGCCCUUAAUUGUGCGCAUUGACUACAUUCCUCGGCAUUUUGAUCUAGCAGCACUAAGUCGAGGAAACUACACUGAACUUCUCAACUUAGUUGCAUGGAAGGGAAUUGACCUGCAUCUCAAACAUGUUUGUGCUGUUGGUGUUUAUGGGUGGAGCAGCAUAUGUGAAACAGUAUUUGGGGACUGGUUGGAAGAUAUUUCUCACAACCAGGCUCAUAAAUUAUUAAAAGGGCUCGCUCCUAUAAAGUCAUUGUUUGCUGUCAGUUCCGGCACAUCAAAAUUGGUUUCCUUGCCGGUAAAAAGUUACAGGAAAGAUCACAAGUUGCUUAAGGGAAUACAAAGAGGUGCAAUGGCUUUUAUUAGAAGCAUUUCAAUUGAAGCUGUUGGGCUAGGGGUGCAUUUGGCAUCUGGAGCCCAUGAUAUCUUGCUUCAAACAGAAUACGUUCUUUCGAGCAUUCCGACAUCUGGCUCAUUAUCUGAAACAAGCAGAAGAAAAAGUAAUGUACGAUCUAAUCAACCUGAAGAUGCACAACAAGGGAUCCAGCAGGCUUAUGAGAGUCUUAGCGAUGGCCUUAGUAGGACUGCCUCUGCUCUACUUGGGACUCCUCUAAAGGCUUACCAGCGUGGUGCUGGUGCUGGAUCAGCUCUGGCCGCUGCUUUGCGAGCAGCUCCUGCUGCUGCUGUAGCUCCUGUCUCUGCUUCUGCUCGUGCAAUGCACUGUGCACUUCUUGGACUUAGAAACAGCCUUGAUCCAGAGCAUAAAAAAGAAUCUAUGGAGAAAUAUUUAGGAUCUUCUUCAUCAUAGGAUUACGAAAAGAGAGAGUACAGCGUUUUAAGCAGUUGCACGUCCAUCCCAUCCAUGAAUUGUUGUUGGAAGGGAGGCUAAGCCAUGUUCUUCGUCCUCGUCAUUUUGGCAGAACUCGUUUUAGUUUACAAGUUGGAUAUCUUCUCACCAGAUUCAGGUUGCAGCUGCCUGUGCAAUGUAUGCCAGCAUCUUGUAAGAAUUAGGUGUAUAGCAAUUCGAACAGAGAUUCUUUAUGGAACAGAAUGACGGCAACCCUAUACAAUAUGUAAAUAACUAUACGAUCUUGUCGGCAUUCAGUUGUAUAAUUGUGAUACGCCUCUUACGAUUCGUAUUUACAGUUUUACACCACAUCAAUUGUAAUAUUUUUGGCUCUUUGAUUGUUUGAAAAGGAAAUUUUUCUCCUGACGAACUUUUUGUAAGCAACCUCAGAAGAAACAUGCAAUUUUCUAGUAGUAA